CUCUAUUUCGCGCUUUAUUUAAUAAGUUAGUCAGUUUUCACUUAGCCAUUCACUUUUGGUUAUUCUGACUUGUCUUAUAUGGAAUGUGGGCUUCCUUUACCAAGAAAGCUACUGACUGCAAAAUUACUCAAGAUGAGAUAUCCUCAAAAAAAAUUUGCAGCUAUUUGCAGAACAUAAAAAAACCUGCCACAAUAAACAAAACUGAAGAAUGGAGUGAUGGUGUGGCCAGUUUUGUGGGAAGCCCAAUGAUUGAUCAGUCAUUAGUUGAUCUUGCAUUAAAAAUUCCAAAAUGUUUAUCUGUUUCCCGGGUUCUUGUUUUAUACACUGGUGGUACUAUUGGAAUGAAAUGUGUAAAUGGUUCUUACUGUUCUGUGGAAAACUUUUUUCUUCCCACCUUAAAUAAGAUGCCUACAUUUUGUGAUUCAGAAUUUCAGGUUCAUAUAAACCAAUUUAACAUUGAGCACUUACAUCACAGACUGUCAAAAACUAAACUUAAACCUAAUACACAAUAUUCUCAUUCAAAAUUUUCAAAACGUGAAUCCAGUUUAACUGAAUCAGAUCAUAUACAAACUUAUGCUUUACCGAUUGAUAAAACUGGACAUCGUAUUUUAUAUACAGUUGUAGAAUAUUGGCCAUUAUUAGAUUCAUCUGAUUUAAGUAUGAACGAAUGGAAGCGUAUAGCACAAGAUAUUUACGCAUUUUAUAAUGAAUUCGACGGCUUUGUUGUAUUACAUGGAACGGAUACACUUGCUUAUACAGCAUCAGCCUUAUCAUUUAUGUUAGAGAAUUUAGGUAGACCAGUUGUUUUAACUGGAGCACAAUUACCGGUAUUCGAAUUUCGUAGUGAUGGAUGGAAUAAUUUUCUUGGUGCGUUAAUGAUCGCUGGUGGAAAGUAUGCAAUUUGUGAAGUCACAGUGUUAUUUCAUGCUAAAUUAUUUCGUGGCUCUAGAGUGGUAAAAUGUUCAAGUAAUAAUUUUGAUGCAUUCGAGUCACCAAAUUAUCCAGCAAUUGCUGAAUUAGGAACUGAAAUAACCAUUAAUUAUGAUUUAAUUUUUCGAACACCUGGAUUACCUAAACCAUUUUGUAUUCAUACCAAUUUAUGUCAAGAUGUUGCAAUACUAAAUAUUUUUCCAUUAAUAUCUAAAGAACAUAUUAUUUCAAUGUUAGCACCUCCUAUUAAAGGAGUUGUUCUUCGGACAUAUGGAGCUGGUAAUAUUCCAUCUUCUCGUCAGGACCUACUGGAUGCACUAAAAGAAGCUUCUGAUCGUGGUAUACUUAUGGUGAAUGUCACACAAUGUUGGCGUGGUGGCGUUAAAGCGGUUUAUUCAACUGGUAUGGUUCUCAAUGAAUAUGGUGUAACUCCAGGAUAUGAUAUGACAACUGAAGCAGCACUUACCAAAUUGGCCUAUAUAUUGAGUAAAACAGAAAAUAAAGAUUAUUCUAGUAAACGUGCAAUGUUAUUAAAGAGUUUAAGAGGUGAAGUCACAGUUGAAGGAGAAGACUCUAGAGCAGCUAAUUUAUCACUAUAUAACACAAAUUGUUUAAAUCAAGAUAGAAAUCUUAUGAUAUAUUUCGCCAAAUUAUUUUCAACAACUUCUUUAGAUGAUUCUGAAGGUAUUGGCUCAAUGUGGGUUCAACGUAUAAUACCGACACUUGCGUGUUGUGCAGCUGCAUCAAAUAAUUUGUCAUGUUUAAAAGAAAUGUAUCAUAUAAUUGGCCAUUUACAGUUAUUUGACACUGAAGGAUGUACUCCACUGCAUAAAUCAGCUUUCUACGGUCAUAUUUCAGCGACAAAAUAUUUAUUAGAAUGUGGUGUAUCAGUUCAUAUUGCAGAUAAAAAUGGAUAUACUCCACUUCUUUGUGCUUUAAAUAGUCUAAUCUUAUCUUCUGAAUUGGUGCAGUUAUUAUUAGAUGUUGGCGCUGUAUUAAAUUCUGAAAGUCAACUUGUCACUAAACUGGUUCAUCAAGCAGUUUCUGAUGGUGAUAUUCAAAGGUUACGCUUAUAUCAAUUGUGUGGAUAUUCAUUUUAUAAUAUGGAUGAAGAAGGUCGUUCAGCUUUACAUGUAGCUGUUACACAUCGACAAUUGGAUUCAAUUAAAUUUCUCAUCUCACCAAUCUAUAAUGAAGAAAAUUCUCACAAUAAAGAGAGGAGCAAUGUAGAAGCAACAGAACUGGAGUACGGCGCUGGUGUUGAUCCAAAAUGUCAAACAAUAUGGGGUACUAGUGCAUUAGAUGAAGCGAAACUCCGAAAUUUCAAUGAUAUUGUUCAAUUGUUGGAGAAAUAUCAAUGAACAAUUCAAUUUGUACAUGAAAAGGCUAUGGGAAAUAAAGGCAACUGUGAAUGGUUUUUAAAUAUAGUUGAAAGUUCAUUUGAAUAUUCAUUCCAUAACCGGGUCUUUUUUCUUACUGAAUACUUUAAUUCACUGUUGUUGUAUUGCUUCGUUUAUUGUUACAUUCUAUUCAAUUUCUUGUUUCAUUUCUUUAAAAUAGCAUAUUAUCAUCAUUGUUCAGUUACUUUAUUUUCUUUCUGUUAAUUUUUAUAUUUCGGCUGUUAUAUAUCAAAUAAAAUUUACAUUUUCCUUACGAUCAUUCACUUUUCUUAAGGGUGUUAUGUCUAUAUUUAUUUCUUUACCAUAUUCAUUCCAUUGUAAAUAUAGAUUGACUUACUUAAUUUAAUAGAUUUAUUCUUCUUAUUAUUAUUAUCAAAAGACCUUUUCAUUCUUGAGUUCAUUUUGCACUGUUAUUAUUAUUAUUAUCAUUCAAUAUACUAAUUAAAUUAAAUAUUUAAUGAAUCAAGGAUUUAAUACUAAUGACAAUAGAGAUUAUAGUAUAUACAUGAAUCUUUUAUUCUUUGUAAGGUGGUAAUCUAGAAAAAAAAUCGAUGAACUAAUUAAUGAUAUUAGAAAGAAGGAUAAAUUCAACUGAAGUUUACAGGAUUAGAAAGUUAGGGAGGCUAAAAAAGAUUCAUAAUGAUGUCUCCCGUAAAAGUCAAGUAUUUCACCUCGACAGGAUAUGAGAAAUAUAGAUAUUAUUACACACGCUAACAUGAGGAUAAGAAAUAAUUAAUAAAAAGAUAUACGAAUAAAAAUUAUCGUGAAUUAUAUCUAUACUUUCUAGUUAUUGUAUUAAAAAGGUACUCGAAUCAUACUAUGCUUUAUCCUUUUUACGACUAUUAACACUGUUUUUUUAUCCAUGCUACUCUGAGAUUUACCUUGACAAUUUCAUUUUACUGUGCUAAUGGAAUCCAUCAACAUGUCACGUAUUAUUGACGGUGGUCAUUCAUUUCACCUAUUUAACAAUUUAUAUGUACUUGUAAUUAAAGAUCACUUAACUUUGUUAACACUUAUUAUUUAAAAUAUUUGUUAACAGGAUCUCCAAUAAACUUGUAUAGAAUUAUCUUACUGAGCUUCAGAUUGUUGGAAUUUCAUAUUAAUUGAUUUUUGGUUAUAAUCUUCACUUCCCAUCAAAUGUAUAUCCAUAUUCACUCUUGUUAUUAUGGUUUUUAAUAAGUGCAGGGAAACUAAACUAUCAGAAAUAUAGAAUACUCAUUUACAACAUUAUUUAGAUACAUAGUGUUAGUUAAUAAAGCCAAAUAGUGCUUGUGUGAUAUAGACUAGCUAGUUAAAGUCCUUGGGAUACUAGAAAUCAAUAACUGGAGAUUUUGAAUGAUGUAACUCGAUGUUAGUUACAAUUUUCGAAAAUUUACGUUGUCUUCUUUGCCGUCUGUCACCUCUACAAAAGUAUUCAUUUUGUUCGUCUUUUUGAAUACUGUGAUUUUGUGACAUGAUAAAAUUAAAAUGAGCG
Schistosoma rodhaini is the source of this 3804-nucleotide messenger RNA. The record is from the annotation of a GenBank genome assembly. Lineage: Eukaryota; Metazoa; Platyhelminthes; Trematoda; Strigeidida; Schistosomatidae.